Messenger RNA from Guillardia theta CCMP2712, 1251 nucleotides. RefSeq lists its product as hypothetical. Bases 1 to 1251 code for a protein of 416 amino acids. The record is from RefSeq and is a predicted model, not a curated record. NCBI's taxonomy places the organism in Eukaryota, Cryptophyceae, Pyrenomonadales, Geminigeraceae. The transcript has 10 exons.
AUGCAGGCUGUUCGAGGGCAUGUAAGGAUAGCAUUGAACGCAAGAGAAGAUAGAAGAAUACAGCAUUAUGUCGAGGGCUUGCGCACGUCUGAAAGGAUUUGUGUUGAUUGCAGGAGGGGGAUCGACGGGAGGAGGCUUCGGCUUCGGGUCUACAGGAGCAGCAGCAGGAGGAGGGUCGACGGGAGGAGGCUUCGGCUUCGGGUCUACAGGAGCAGCAGCAGGAGGGUCGACGGGAGGAGGCUUCGGGCUUCGGGGUCUACAGGAGCAGCAGCAGGAGGGUCGACGGGAGGAGGCUUCGGCUUCGGCUCUACAGGAGCAGCAGCAGGAGGAGGGUCGACGGGAGGAGGCUUCGGCUUCGGGUCUACAGGAGCAGCAGCAGGAGGAGGGUCGACGGGAGGAGGCUUCGGCUUCGGGUCUACAGGAGCAGCAGCAGGAGGAGGGUCGACGGGAGGAGGCUUCGGCUUCGGGUCUACAGGAGCAGCAGCAGGAGGGUCGACGGGAGGAGGCUUCGGCUUCGGGUCUACAGGAGCAGCAGGAGGAGGAGGGUCGACGGGAGGAGGCUUCGGCUUCGGGUCUACAGGAGCAGCAGGAGGAGGGUCUACAGGAGCAGCGGCACCCUCUGGAGGCUUCGGCUUCGGCUCGACAAGUUCUACAGGAGCUGCAUCGUUCGGACAAGCGUCGUCAGCAGCGGGCAGCUCCUCCUCCUUUGGCUUUGGGGCCUCUGCCUCCUCCUCUGCACCAACCUUGGGCUCCUCCUCGGCAUCGACAGCGGGGGCAUCAGCAGCAGGAGGGUUUGGCUUCGGGAAGCCUGCUGGUGCUUCGGCUGCUGCUCCUUCCUUCGGCGCCUCUUCUUCUUCUGCUGCACAGCGACGAGCGGAGCAGCAGCAGCAGCAGGUCCUGCACCCGCUGCAUCCUCAGGUUUCGGUUUCGGAAGUUCCAGCGCUUCCUCGACAGCCGCUGCAGCCUCCUCCUUCGGCUUUGGAGGAAGCGCCGCAGCCGCAUCCUCCUCCUCCCCUGCUACAGGAUCGAAUGACGGGACUUGAAGGACUAGCGAGCUCGCCCAAGUCUUCGCUGCAUGAUGGCGUGCAGAUCAGAGAGGAGGACGAGGUCCAGAAGAUCCUGCAGACGUGGCACAAGGACCUCGAAGAAUACUCGCACGAGUUCUCCCGGCAGGUGGAGCUGAUGACCGAGUGGGACAAGACGAUCUUCACCAACAACGAGGUCAUCUUCGGCCUCCAACAGCAGGUCUGA